This is a messenger RNA of Aspergillus pseudonomiae, 1383 nucleotides long. RefSeq names its product transferase family-domain-containing protein. The transcript has a single exon. Lineage: Eukaryota; Fungi; Ascomycota; Eurotiomycetes; Eurotiales; Aspergillaceae. The record is from RefSeq and is a predicted model, not a curated record. The coding region runs from base 1 to 1383 and encodes 460 amino acids. Gene Ontology annotation, molecular function: acyltransferase activity, transferring groups other than amino-acyl groups.
AUGGCCCAUCAUACAUAUGUCAAGCAGCUGAGUCCCCUGGACUUGCUUAUGCCGAGAACCUAUAUCAGGGUUCUUUUGGCUUUCGAAACGACAAUUCCAACCCCAGAACUCACACAAAGCCUCCAAAGUGGUCUUGAUAAGCUCUCGACACAAUUGCCUUGGCUCUCUGGACGAGUCUUCCCGACUACUUCUAUCCAACACAAAGCUUCCGUUGAGAUCCGAUCUAAUGCCGGCCACACACCAACUCUGGUCGACAAAGGCUCCAUAGCGGCACCAUACACGACUUUGUCUUCUCAUGGGAUGUCUAUGGAAGCCAUUCCAUCAGAGAUCUGGCCAGUGCCAAGCAUGGUCGAUGAUGGCAUCAGUGAAACAGGCGCCCCUGUGUUCGCCGCAAGCCUCUUUGGCUUCGCAGAUCAAGGCGUGGGCUUGUGUGUCUGCUUACACCACCACGCCGUCGAUGCAACUGGACUUUCAGAAGUUGUAGAACUGUGGGCUCGAAACGUUGCUGAAACUGGGUUUGAGUUCUCUGGUUCACACCAAACUAGACUGGAGCGUCUUUCAAAAGCACUUUCUCCGGCUCUUGAGGAUAUCUCAUCUCUGUCGUCUGAAAGUCUCUUGGCACUACACCCUGAAUACUCCAAAGUGCCACCCACGAUGCCAAAAGAGUUCGCUCCAUCCACAUCUAAGCUGUUCGCCAUUCCGGUUGACCGGAUCAAUGCCCUUAAGGAGACUCUACGAGAAUAUACAUCGAAUGCACCAACUACAAAUGUCCUGCUCUGCGCACUAAUCUGGACCACAAUUACUCGUGUUCGAGCCAACCGCAAUCCAGGUCUUGCAAGCGAAACGAGUCGACUAGUCACAGCGGUCAAUGGUCGGCAGCGCAUUAGCGAGACGUUUUCGGUGCCUGAGAAUCCAUAUUUCGGAAAUGCUGUGCUUUACUCCCUGACAAACCUUGCUGUUGGAGCCUUGGCCACAACCGAUGAGGACGCAAUGCGCUCGCUUGCCGGAGUCUGUGACUACAUUUCCGCGUCACAAUCACCCUCGAAGAUCGGCUCGCGUCAAAUCGCCGAGGUCUACGGUUUAGCAGAUCGUAUGCAAGAUUAUAGGUCUCUUUUCGUAGGUUGGGAUCUGUUUGGAUCGCGUGAUCUCACCAUCACAAGCUGGGCUGAUCUCGACGUUUAUGCUAUGGACUUUGGUGCUAUGCUCGGGAAGCCGAAGCUCGUUAGAUUUCCCUACAUGGAGGCAGAUGGAGUGGCUAUUAUUCUUCCGCGGCAGAGGAAUUUGUCCGAGGAAAUGCUUGAGAUAAUGGUCAUGCUACGCAGAGAUGAUAUGGGUGCCUUAGAACAUGAUGGCGUGUGGCAGACCCUUGUCUCUAGUAAUUAG